UGGAUCAGUGCCAUUAUCAUUCUCAGUAUCGGUUCAAUUAUCCCCUAUGCCCAUAUUAUUAUAGGUAAGUAGAAGUUACGUUCAAAUAAAAUACACUUUGUGCAAAUAAUGACAAUAAUGAAAAACAAAUAGUGAAUGCAUCUCCAACGUGGAAAAAAUAUAUAAUAUGCCUUGUCCUUUAUUCCUCCAGCAUUGAUCUCUCUCAUCAUCCGCUGUAUUGUUACUAUUAUUGUUGCAGUUAUCCCCUUGGCCCACUUUGUCAUAGGUAAGUAGUAGUAAAGAAAUAACACUUAGCAAAAACAUUAUUGCAUAUUCAUUAUGCAAAAGCUACCGUUCUAAAAUUCCUUUACCUCUCUAUCUUUAGGUGCUGAGUGCUUCAAUGACUGCCCUGUAAUGUUCUUCAUCCCUAUCUACCUGAUAGGGUUGGGAUGUUUUUAUGUAGUCCUGAUGUUACUGUCUACGUUUAUGGCCAUCAAAGACUGCCAAGAGUUCUGCUCAUCGGUCGUAAGGAUCAGUCUGGUCAUUCUAAUGUUCUGGCUCUUUGCUGGUGAGCGAGAUUCCCAAUCCAGACAUACGUGGCACUGUUUGAACUUGUUUUGAAAAUGCAUUCUUUCUCCCUUCCUUCAAGGAACAAUCAUGGCACUCCCUUACCUGUGUCUUGUAUAUAAAUAAAUAAUAUGCCAUUUAGCAGACGCUUUUAUCCAAAGCGACUUACAGUCAUGCGUGCAUACAUUUUUUUUUGUGUAUGGGUGGUCCCGGGGAUCGAACCCACUACCUUGGCGUUACAAGCGCCGUGCUCUACCAGCUGAGCUACAGAGGACCACAUAUAUAGUAUACAGAAUAUAACUGUUUAUUAUACGAAAACUGUAUGUACACAUUUAUUAUACACUGAACAAAAAUAUACUGAACAAAAAUAUGAACGCAACAUGUAAAAUGUUGGUCCCAUGUUUAAUGAGCUGAAAUCAAAGAUCCCAGAAAUGUUCCAUAUGCACAAAAAGCGUAUUUCUCUCAAAUGUUGUGCACAAAUGUGUUUACAUCCCUGUUAGUGAGUAUUUUAUCCUUUGUCAAGAUAAUCCAUCCACCUGACAGGUGUGGCAUAUUUUGUCACACAACACUAUGCCACAGAUGUCUGUCGUUUUAAAGAAUUUGGCAGUACGUCCAACCGGCCUCACAACCGCAGACCACGUGUAACCACACCAGCCCCGGACCUCCACAUCCGACUUCUUCACCUGCUGAAUGUUGCGUUUAUAUUUUUGUUCAGUAUAUUUUAGUUAGCUUGAUAAGCUAGCUUAAAUUGCUAAUAAUAAAGUUAGCUAUCUUGCUUAACAUUGAAAAUAAGGUUAAACAAGCUACAUUAUCCAUAUGGUUGAAAAGGUGAAAGGUCAGUGGUGAAAGGUCCAUUUUCUCAGAGUGUCCCAUUUGUAAUUAUGACUUGGAGGGUCGUUCAAGUAAAAUUUUCCAGUUGGAAAUCCAAACUUCCGAUAACUCCGACAGCAUGUAAACACCCCACUAGACUCUUAGUCUCCAAAUUUGAUACAUACAGUUGAGGUCGGAAGUUUACAUACACCUUAGCCAAAUACAUUUAAACUCAGUUUUUCACAAUUCCUGACAUUUAAUCCUAGUAAUAAUUCCCUUUCUUAGGACAGUUAGGAUCACCACUUUAUUUUAAGAAUGUGAAAUGUCAGAAUAAUAGUAGAGAUAAUUAUUUAUUUCAGCUUUUAUUUAUUUCAUCACAUUCCCAGUGGGUCAGAAGUUAACAUACACUCAAUUAGUAUUUGGUAGCAUUGCCUUUAAAUUGUUUAACUUGUGUCAAACGUUUCGGGUAGCCUUCCACAAGCUUCCCACAAUAAGUUGGGUGAAAUUUGGCCCAUUCCUCAUGACAUAGCUGGUGUAACUGAGUCAGGUUUGUAAGCCUCCUUGCUCGCACACGCUUUUUCAGUUCUGCCCACAAAUGUUCUAUAGGUUUGAGGUCAGGGCUUUGUCAUGGCCACUCCAAUACCUUGACUUUGUUGUCCUUAAGCCAAUUUGCCACAACUUUGGAAGUAUGCUUGUGGUCAUUGUCCAUUUGGAAGACCCAUUUGCGACCAAGCUUUAACUUCCUGACUGAUGUCUUGAGAUGUUGCUUCAAUAUAACCACAUAAUUUUCCUUCCUCAUGAUGCCAUCUAUUUUGUGAAGUGCACCAGUCCCUCCUGCAGCAAAGCACCCCCACAGCAUGAUGCUGCCACCCCCAUGCUUCACUGUUGGGAUGGUGUUCUUCGGCUUGCAAGCUCCCCCGUUUUUCCUCCAAACAUAAUGAUGGUCAUUAUGGCCAAACAGUUCUAUUUUUGUUUCAUCAGACCAGAGGACAUUUCUCAAAAAAGUCAGAUCUUUGUCUCCAUGUGCAGUUGCAAACCGUAGUCUGGCUUUUUUAUGGCUGUUUUGGAGCAGUGGCUUCUUCCUUGCUGAGCAGCCUUUCAGGUUAUGUCGAUAUAGAACUUGUUUUACUGUGGAUAUAGAUACUUUUGUACCUGUUUCCUCCAGCAUCUUCACAAAGUCCUUUGCUGUUGUUCUGGGAUUGAUUUGCACUUUUCGCACUAAAGUACGUUCAUCUCAAUGAGACAGAAAGCGUCUCCUUCCUGAGCGGUAUGACGGCUGCGUGUUCCCAUGGUGUUUAUACUUGCGUACUAUCGUUUGUACAGAUGAACGUGGUAUCUUCAGGCGUUUGGAAAUUUCUCCCAAGGAUGAACCAGACUUGUGGAGGUCUAAAACUUUAUUUAUUUUCAUUUUCCCAUGAUGUCAAGCAAAGAGGCACUGAGUUUGAAGGUAGGCCUUGAAAUACAUCCACAGGUACACCUCCAAUUGACUCAAAUGAUGUCAAUUAGCCUAUCAGAAGCUUCUAAAGCCAUGACAUCAUUUUCUGGAAUUUUCCAAGCUGUUUAAAGAAACAGUCAACUUAGUGUAUGUAAACCUUUGACCCACUGGAUUUGUGAUACAGUGAAUUAUAAGUGAAAUAAUCCGUCUGUAAACAAUUGUUGGAAAAAUGACUUGUGUCAUGCACAAAGUAGAUGUCCUAACCGACUUGCCAAAACUAUUUGUUAACAAGACAUUUGUGGAGUGGUUGAAAAACAAGUUUUAAUGACUCCAACCUAAGUGUAUGUAAACUUCUGACUUCAACUGUAGGUUCCUCUCCUUACAAGGAACACAUUUGUUUCAAGGAUCCAUAUUGUCCACCAUGAUCCAAGAGCCGUGAGUCCAAUUCCAACUGAUGGUGGUAGUAUGGCACCGGCUUGGACUCUGUCAAUAAUAAUAUUAUAAAUACAAAUAUAUUAUAAUUAUACAUUUAUUUCCCUACCACUUUGUCUACUAUAGGUAGUGGGGUUGUUUUCGCUGUAUUUCAAACAACAAGCUACAACCCGACCCUCAGCGACGGGAGCUCCAACCAGACCAUUGCCAACGAGAGCUACAACCAUACCUUCUGCAGUGGGAGCAACAACCAGUCCAUCACCAACCCAGAGUACUGCAACAAAACUCUAUACCUGUUUGCAUUCUCUACCUGUCUGAUAUGGAUCCUUGUGGUUGUUCUGUUAACGGUUGGCCUCAAGUUCUAUGGAUACAGCAGAAUUGGGAUGAUCUUUAAGUGCUUGGGGCUGUGGUUGUUA
Molecule: messenger RNA, 3639 nt
Organism: Coregonus sp. 'balchen'
Lineage: Eukaryota; Metazoa; Chordata; Actinopteri; Salmoniformes; Salmonidae
Source: the annotation of a GenBank genome assembly